Molecule: messenger RNA, 870 nt
Organism: Solanum verrucosum
Lineage: Eukaryota; Viridiplantae; Streptophyta; Magnoliopsida; Solanales; Solanaceae
Exons: 4
Coding region: 1-870 (289 amino acids)
Source: RefSeq, a predicted model, not a curated record
AUGAGAAAGCCAUUUGCAGAAAGCAUGCAGCUAUUAGAUGAAGUCUCAAAGAACAACAAAGCAUGGUACACUAGAGAUGCAGAGGUAGGAGAGCUUGGGUAUACAUUUGAGCGUUCAACUAAACAGAGGAAGAAUGGAUCACUACCAAGUGAUACCAUUCAAAAUCCCAAGAAUGAUGGACAUUGCAUGGUCAUUGCCACCAGGAGUGGUAAAGUUCUUUCUGACCCUAUUUCUACAGGUAGCAAGUAUGAACAGGUCUUGGAGCUAGCUAGCAGAGAGGAGGAUGAGAAUAUACAGGUAGAUGAGAUGGUGGAGGCUACAACCUUCAAGAGGAAAAGAGAAAGAGCUCUAGAACAGAUGCCAGGAUACGCCAAGUUCAUGAAAGACUUGGUUACCAAGAAAAGAGCUAAAAAGGAGGAUCCAGGUGCAUUCACAAUAUCAUGCACCAUUGGGUCAAUCAAGUUUGCAAAAGCUUUAUGCGAUCUGGGAGCUAGCAUAAAUCUGAUGCCUUUAGCCAUUUAUAAAAAGUUAGGUUUGGGAGUACCAAAACCUACAACAAUGAGGUUGAUGAUGGCUGAUAGGUCAAUGAAACAACCACGAGAUAUGAAUGUGAUAUCUACAAUAGAGAUGGUCACUGAUGAAGCCAUGAUGGUACCUAUAGAAGAGAGAAUGGCUGUUGAAACAUUAGCAUCAGUACUGAUGAACUUUGAUGCGGAUUUCUGGUCUGACUAUGUAGCGACCGUGAAUGCCUUGCAGGGUAUGGGAGCACAUUUGUAUGCUCCAAAGAAAUUGGACUUGGACGUGAAAAAUAGGCCAAGUCCUCCAGCGAAACCAUCCAUUGAGGAGCCACCAGUGUUAGAGCUGAAAUAG